UCUGUCUCCGAACAGAGUUCCUGCUCGGUUAAGGUUUCUCCACGUUAACGCUUCUCCGGAGUUUAACUGAACUCGCUCCUGUCGCUUAACAAUGAGCGAGCGGAGUAGAAACGCAGUGAGAACAACACUUCAGCUGACCUGUCUGCUCCUCUGCGUUCUGGGGUUGGUAGUGGGCUUGAGUGGAGUCUAUCUGCUGAUGAAGUUCUGGCAGGGCAUCUUGUGUUUUUCGAACACCUACAUCACCAUGCCAGCGAUCCUCACCCUUGCCAGCGCUGCGUUCCUCAUAGCCAGCGGGUGCCUCGGCUCGUGGUUGAGCCUCAGGGAUUCCAUCUGUCUGCAGGGCCUGUUUGUUUAUCUCCUCGUCGUGGUCUUCUGUCUGGAAAGUACGGCUACUGCGUUGGCUUAUUUCCAUUCUGUGAAGCUGGAUUCAGAAACAACUUCCCUCAGUGGAGUCUUUCAGAAUUACACAGGAAACAGCCAGGACCCCAGCUCUCGAGCUGUGGAUACUAUGCAGGAGCAAUUGCAGUGUUGUGGUGUCCAUGACUACAUGGACUGGAUUAAAACCCCCUGGUUCAAUCGCACUGGUGAGCGAGCUUUGCCCCAAAGCUGCUGCAACUCUACUUUCCUUUCCUGCAAUGGCACUGUGGAGCAGCAGCUUUACAAACAGGGAUGCCAGGUCAAGCUGGAGAAGGCUUUACAGUUCGUGCUGAGUUUUAUCAUCUGGGGCCUUCCGGUGGUUUUUCUGGUCGAGGCUGUCGUUUUAAUAAUGGUGGCACAGCUGAUGAGGGAGCGACCAUUCAUGGAAUAUCAAAUACUGGGCAAAAACUGAACUGCACUGCACAGAUCCCGUCACAUCUCUCUGUUGUGACUGUUGUUAAAUGAUUGUUUCUUAGGUGCAGACACACUUGUGAACUCACCUAUCCCACUAUACUGCCAAUAUAUGUGUAUAUAUAUAUAUGUGCACUACAAAACCUUCCACAUGAAAUUAGGUUAAAGAUGUUAUGCACAUGAUGCAGUUGUGUUGUUGAUAGGGCUGGGCAACGAUUAAAAGUUUUAAUCGCGAUUAAUCGCAUGAUUUCCCUGAUUAAUCACGAUUAAUCGCAUUUGUAUACGCAAAAUCCAAUAAUGAAUUAAAAAGUAGUGUAUAGCGCAAUUUUAUUUUCAAUGUUCUGCCAUAUGAACGAAAGUGCCAUAACAUUUGUUGUGCAAACACUUUUAACAUCAGCAUUUAAUACAGUAGCAGUUAAAUAAAAUAUUCAGUGUAAAUCUCAACUUAACAAUGUUAUCAAAGCAAAUACAAAAUUAAAGCUCAAUGCCACUGCCAGGGCAUUAAAGUUAUCCUCUUCGUUAUGAAAAAUGUAUACUCCUCCCUGCGUCUAACGUAGUCUGCCGAAGCCUCGCUCCGCUCGCUGUUUCGUUGAGUGAUUUGCUGAUAUCAACUGUGUGUUUUGCAUUUAGGUGAUACUUUAGACUGGAAGUACUCCGGUGAUAAGAAAAUUCACCUUGGCAGUGGCUACAAAUUACUUUGGUUCUGUCGACUCCGCCGUCUGGAAGAACUCUGACUUUCACAAUAAAACAAUAAAUAAUCAAACCUGAGUUAAUACGAGAUAAAAUAAUUGUCUGAGUUAAAUAAGUGAUGAGUGAACUCGAUUAAAACGAGUUAACUUGCCCAGCCCUAGUUGUUGAUGAUGGUUUAUGGAAAGCAGUUUAUUGCUUUAAAGAUGAUUAUAUUGCUGAGUGGUGAUCUUUCACAUGUUAGUACUUUUAAACAAAUUAGUGUGAUAUGAUGACUUGUGUUCAUGUGCAAUGUUAUAUUGUCUUGACCUUGAUUUUUGUUUUUUAUUAUUAUUAUUGUAGACAAAGCACUUUUUCCACUGCUUCUGUGUGUAAUGUUAAUACAGAGAAACAGGAACAUUUCUGAGGGAAAUUAAACCAAAAACUGAUAUAAA
Molecule: messenger RNA, 1949 nt
Organism: Limanda limanda (common dab)
Lineage: Eukaryota; Metazoa; Chordata; Actinopteri; Pleuronectiformes; Pleuronectidae
Gene: tspan37
Product: tetraspanin 37
Exons: 7
Coding region: 92-829 (245 amino acids)
Cellular component (GO): membrane
Source: RefSeq, a predicted model, not a curated record